GCUCUUCAUCAUGAGGUCCUUCGUCCUACUGUUCUUCACCCUGCUGCUGGUGUCCCACGGAUCUUCAGCAGUCAUCACAGGGAGCGAGAACUGUCAUUCAGCAUCUCAUCCAGACACUCAAGACAAUAAACCACCACCGAUCCUGAGGUGUUUUGUUGAGGCCUGUGAGAAGGACUCCCAGUGUGGAGGAAAGAUGUGUUGUGCGGUGAGUUUGUGGAUCCGCAGCCUGCGUAUUUGCACACCCGCGGGACAGGAAGGAGACGACUGUCACCGUAUGAGCCACAAGAUUCCUUUCAGUGGGAAAAGACUCCACCAUACUUGCCCCUGCCUGCCCAACCUGUCGUGUAUCACCAUCGAGGAGGGAAGGUCCAAAUGUCUCUCACCAUACAAGUAUCCAAACUACUACCUCUGA
Messenger RNA from Anarrhichthys ocellatus (wolf-eel), 412 nucleotides. It is a transcript of the gene prok2, whose product is annotated as prokineticin 2. The record is from RefSeq and is a predicted model, not a curated record. NCBI's taxonomy places the organism in Eukaryota, Metazoa, Chordata, Actinopteri, Perciformes, Anarhichadidae. Gene Ontology annotation, biological process: endothelial cell proliferation. The transcript is spliced from 4 exons. Bases 11 to 412 code for a protein of 133 amino acids.